Molecule: messenger RNA, 577 nt
Organism: Morus notabilis
Lineage: Eukaryota; Viridiplantae; Streptophyta; Magnoliopsida; Rosales; Moraceae
Product: caffeic acid 3-O-methyltransferase
Exons: 2
Coding region: 1-393 (130 amino acids)
Biological process (GO): methylation
Molecular function (GO): S-adenosylmethionine-dependent methyltransferase activity; O-methyltransferase activity
Source: RefSeq, a predicted model, not a curated record
AUGGAUUAUGGGGGUGAUACAGGUGUGGAGCAUGUUGGAGGAGACAUGUUUGUGAGUGUGCCAAAAGCAGAUGCAGUUUUCAUGAAGUGGAUCUGUCAUGAUUGGAGCGACGAGCACUGUUUAAAAUUCUUAAAGAACUGCUACGAUGCGCUCCCGGAGAAUGGGAAAGUGAUAGUCGCGGAGUGCAUUCUUCCCGAUGCCCCCGACUCCAGCCUUGCCACCAAAGGAGUUGUGCACAUUGACGUCAUCAUGUUGGCGCAUAACCCCGGCGGCAAAGAGAGGACGGAGAAGGAGUUUGAGGCCUUGGCUAAGGGUUCUGGAUUCCAAGGCUUCCGAGUAUUGUGUGAUGCUUUCAACACCUAUGUUAUGGAGUUUCUCAAGAAGCCAUUCUAAUUAAGUCCCUUGCAUUUUGGAAUACACAUGUUUUAAUUUUCUUGUUGGAUUGGAUUUUUGACGUUUUUUUUUUUUUUUUUUUUUCUCUCCGUAUUAACAAGUGGUUUUAUUAAUGUGUAUUGGAAAAAGUAAUUGUUUUCAUGUUGCUUGUCAUAUGUAAUAAAAUUUCGAUGAAUUUACUGAA